CAUCAAACCACAUUUGUCUGUCUGCAACUUCACUGUCUCUCUCUCUCCUUCUCUUUCUCUCUUCUUCGUUUCUAGAUUACUUCUUCUCGUCUUCCAAUGGAAUCUACUCCGCCGCCGGAUGAUUGUUCCGUUAAGGUUGCUGUUCACAUCAGACCACUCAUCGGCGACGAAAGGAUUCAAGGUUGUCAAGAUUGUGUCACUGUCGUUACCGGUAAACCACAGGUACAAAUUGGAUCACAUUCUUUUACAUUUGAUCAUGUAUAUGGUAGCUCUGGUUCUCCAUCUACCGAAAUGUAUGAAGAAUGUGCUGCCCCGCUCGUUGACGGUUUAUUUCAAGGCUACAAUGCUACGGUUCUUGCUUAUGGACAGACGGGUUCGGGUAAAACAUAUACAAUGGGUACUGGCUGCGGAGACAGCAGCCAAACCGGAAUCAUCCCUCAAGUUAUGAACGCUCUUUUCAACAAGAUAGAGACUUUGAAGCAGCAGAUUGAGUUUCAGAUUCAUGUUUCUUUUAUCGAGAUUCAUAAAGAAGAGGUUCAAGAUUUGCUGGAUCCUUGCACUGUUAAUAAAUCAGACACUACUAACACUGGACAUGUUGGCAAGGUAGCACAUGUCCCUGGGAAGCCACCAAUACAGAUCCGAGAAACAUCCAACGGUGUUAUCACACUAGCAGGAUCCACAGAAGUAAGUGUCAGUACGUUGAAAGAGAUGGCUGCUUGCCUUGAUCAAGGGUCGGUCAGCAGGGCUACUGGUAGUACUAACAUGAACAAUCAGUCCAGUCGUUCACAUGCCAUUUUCACUAUCACCGUGGAGCAAAUGCGCAAAAUUAAUACGGAUUCCCCUGAAAACGGUGCUUACAAUGGGAACUUGAAAGAAGAAUAUCUGUGUGCCAAGUUGCACCUAGUAGACCUUGCUGGUUCAGAACGAGCAAAAAGAACUGGUUCUGAUGGUUUGAGAUUUAAGGAAGGAGUUCACAUCAACAAAGGCCUCCUUGCACUUGGUAAUGUCAUCAGCGCGCUCGGAGAUGAGAAAAAGCGUAAAGAUGGUGCCCAUGUUCCUUACAGAGACAGUAAACUUACACGGCUUUUGCAGGAUUCCCUUGGUGGUAACAGCAGAACUGUGAUGAUAGCUUGCAUCAGUCCGGCAGAUAUUAACGCAGAGGAAACACUUAACACUUUGAAAUAUGCAAACCGUGCUCGAAACAUCCGGAAUAAACCUGUUGUUAAUAGAGAUCCUGUGUCUAGUGAGAUGCUAAAAAUGCGCCAACAGGUAGAAUACCUGCAGGCAGAGCUCUCCUUACGGACCGGAGGAUCCUCAUGUGCAGAAGUCCAGGUUCUUAAGGAAAGGAUUGCUUGGCUUGAAACUGCUAAUGAAGAUCUUUGCCGCGAACUUCAUGAGUACCGUAGCAGAUGUCCUGGUGUAGAGCAUUCUGAAAAAGACUUUAAAGACAUACGAGCUGAUGAUAUUGUUGGCUCUAUCAGACCCGAUGGGCUGAAAAGAAGCUUGCACAGUAUAGAGUCAUCCAAUUACCCCAUAGUUGAAGCCACAACAGGUGAUUCAAGGGAAAUAGACGAAGAGGCAAAGGAGUGGGAGCACAAGCUCUUGCAAAAUAGUAUGGACAAAGAGUUGCAUGAACUGAACCGCCGUCUAGAGGAAAAAGAGUCUGAAAUGAAGCUGUUUGACGGCUAUGAUCCGGCUGCCUUAAAGCAACAUUUUGGAAAGAAAAUUGCAGAGGUGGAGGAUGAAAAGCGAUCCGUUCAGGAAGAGAGAAACCGUUUGUUGGCUGAAAUUGAGAACCUUGCUUCUGAUGGUCAAGCACAGAAGUUGCAAGAUGUGCAUGCUCAGAAUUUAAAAGCUCUUGAAGCACAGAUUCUAGACCUUAAGAAAAAGCAAGAGAGCCAGGUUCAACUACUGAAGCAGAAACAAAAGAGUGAUGACGCGGCUCGGAGGUUACAGGAUGAAAUCCAAUCUAUCAAGGCACAAAAGGUUCAGCUACAGCACAGAAUGAAACAAGAAGCAGAACAGUUUCGACAGUGGAAAGCCUCCCGGGAGAAGGAACUUUUGCAGUUACGGAAAGAAGGGAGAAAGAGUGAGUAUGAAAGGCAUAAGCUGCAAGCUUUAAAUCAGCGCCAGAAAAUGGUUCUUCAGAGGAAGACAGAAGAGGCUGCAAUGGCUACUAAAAGGUUGAAAGAGUUGUUGGAAGCUCGGAAAUCUUCUCCUCGUGAACAGUCAGCUGGUACAAAUGGCUUUGGAACAAAUGGUCAGACCAAUGAGAAGUCAUUGCAGCGUUGGCUUGAUCAUGAGUUGGAAGUCAUGGUGAAUGUGCAUGAAGUACGUCAUGAGUACGAGAAACAAAGCCACGUACGAGCUGCGUUGGCAGAAGAGUUGGCUGUUUUAAGACAAGUAGAUGAGUUUGCAGUGAAAGGAUUAAGUCCUCCUAGAGGAAAGAAUGGCUUUGCUAGGGCUUCAUCAUUGUCACCUAAUGCAAGGAUGGCCCGAAUAUCUUCACUUGAGAACAUGCUUGGUAUAUCUUCUAAUUCUCUAGUAGCAAUGGCAUCACAACUUUCUGAGGCAGAAGAACGGGAGCGUGCCUUUACAAACCGUGGUCGCUGGAACCAGCUACGAUCAAUGGGAGAGGCAAAGAAUUUGCUUCAAUAUAUGUUCAACUCUCUUGCAGAAACAAGGUGCCAAUUAUGGGAGAAAGAUGUAGAAAUAAAAGAAAUGAAAGAUCAGUUCAAAGAAAUUGUUGGCCUUCUGAGGCAGAGUGAAUUGAGAAGGAAAGAAGCAGAAAAGGAGUUAAAAUUGAGGGAGCAAGCGGUUGCAACUUCACUAGGAACCCCACCAAGUUCAGUCAAACAUUUGGCUGAAAACCCGACACCUUCUCCAAUGACCGUGCCAGCACAGAAACAGCUCAAGUUUACCCCAGGGAUUGCUAACGGAAAAGUGAGAGGAUCGGCUGCAUUUCUUGAUACAAACAAGAAGAUGGUACCGAUGGGACAGGUAUCGAUGAGAAAACUAUCAGCUGUAGGAAAACAAGGUGGGAAACUUUGGAGGUGGAAGAGAAGUCAUCACCAGUGGAUCGUUCAAUUCAAAUGGAAGUGGCAAAAGCCAUGGAGACUCUCUGAGUGGAUUAGGCACAGUGACGAAACACUCCUCAAGGCUAAACCCCGACUUAAGGCUCUGCCUAAUAAGAUCAUGUGAUUAAGGUUCUUACCGUUUUCUGAGAGAAUCUUUUAGUGUCCAAGCUCUCUCUGCCUGUGAGUAUGAGACUUUUAUGGAAAGGAUCAUACAAAUGGGUGCAGAGACUAGACUUGCUGCCGUGUUUCAUUUGGGAGGAAAACUCUUAAGGUUUUGUGUGAUAUUGGAAACUUCGUUAUUAGGCGUGUGUACCGCAUUAAGGAGAACCACCAGGACGAGCGGCAGGUGCUGCUGAUUGCUUGUUGUAGCUAACAGAUAGCUGAUGGCUUUUUAGGAGUCAGAUUGUUCUUUUCAUGUUGAUAGAAUUGACAUCUUAUACAUCACUAAAGGAGCUGAUGAGGAAAUAAACCUCAUCCUCAAGUUGCAGAUAUUUGUAUGAACAAUACCGGUUUUAUUUGUUCUUUGGUUUGUUGUAAAUGAUUAAAUAUUUGUUUAGUGU
Arabidopsis arenosa is the source of this 3637-nucleotide messenger RNA. Lineage: Eukaryota; Viridiplantae; Streptophyta; Magnoliopsida; Brassicales; Brassicaceae. The record is from the annotation of a GenBank genome assembly.